AUGCAUGUCAUGUUCCCGGAGCCGGCGUCGCAAUACCACAGCAGUCAGCCCCAGAGCACGCAGCCCAAUUACCAGCCGGCCGUGUCGCCGGCUCGUCAGCCUGUCAAGAAGCGUCGCUUGCUGAGCCCAUACCAGCAACACAACGGACUACAGCACUUACAACAGGACAACAGCGGCUACAAGGUAAUGAAGACUCUUCAACGUGUAUUUUGA
This is a messenger RNA of Arctia plantaginis, 213 nucleotides long. NCBI's taxonomy places the organism in Eukaryota, Metazoa, Arthropoda, Insecta, Lepidoptera, Erebidae. The record is from the annotation of a GenBank genome assembly.